AUGGCAGACAGCCAGUCAAGUGUUCCACCGAUAUUGCAAGAGGCGACCAUGCCAGAGAUGGGUUCUGCCGCGAUCCACGAAGAUGAGGCUGGCUCCAAUGGCUCUUAUGUACUCCCCGAGGUGUUCCCCGACUUUGCUCAGUCUGCGCCGUGCUCUGGCCCAGACAUGCUCUCUCUUCUGGACUGGAAUUAUCCCGACAACCUCGAUGAUUUCGACAUGACCUGUUGGCCGAGUACUGGAUGGUUUCCACCAACCGAGCCGCCAAAUUUUCAUUUCGACGGCCUAUCUCCUUUGGGCAGGUCUCUUUCCCAAACACAGCCGCUCGAAGCCAGCGCGUCUUCGAAGGACGACCCUUUACACAAGCAUCUACGAAUUCCAGGAGGUUCUCGAAACGCGGAUGAGGAGGAGCAUUAUCCGAUGUUAUGGCCUGCGACCCAGCCGAAGCAUCUAACCCUACCGCGUCUUGGUCCUUCAAAGAGCUCGAACCCUCUUUCCAGCUAUAUUGGACUGCCUAGCAUCGGCUCCCGCGGUGCCUCCAUACUACAAGAUAUCUUGGAAGCUCCUUUUGAGCAAUCCAUCUGGCCAGCUGCCUCAAUUCCUUCGUUUCCCACACCCCAACAGCUCGAUCACUGUAUUGAUCUUUACUUUGCGCAUUUUGACAAGUGGGUUCCGAUAAUUCAUCAGCCAUCAUUCGACCCUGCCAAAGAACCGGUGCUUACACUCGUUCUGAUCAUGAUUGGAGCAUGCUACACAGACUUUGAAGGAGCAGCAGCAUUCUCAAUUGCUCUUUCAGAAUUUAUUCGAAGACUGCUGGUCUUUAUGGCUGAGCACGACCCUCGCUUCGUGAGAACCGAGUAUUAUAUCUCUGCGCAGCUGCUGAACUCCGUUUUUGGGUUUGCAAGUGGCAGCCAACGUCUAUAUGAGCUUGCCGAGUCAAGUCGUGGUGCUCUUGUCAACUAUGCUCGAUGCAUGGGAUUGUUCGAUCCACAUCAUACUGCGCAGAAAAGCAAAGAUCAUUCUGACACCCAAAGUCGAUGGGAGAGCUGGAUCUGUGCAGAACGGGCUUUAAGAAUGGGCUGGGCUAUCUUUGCUUACGACGCUGCUUCUGCCGGCAUGCGCAAUGCCCGGCCUUACAUUCUAUUGAAUGAACUCAAGCUGGACCUCCCCUGCCUUACUAAACACUGGAAGGCAGCAUCAAAACAGGCUUGGGCUGCCAUUCAUCCAUGGACAGAACAAUGCCCCCGAACAGACUCGUUUCAGAGUUGCAUCUCUCGUGUCGUCGAACACCCAGCCAGCGCUCAUUCCGUGUACGAUGACGAUUAUGUUCGCUUCAUCAUCUUAACAGUUUUGACGCGAAUGGUCUGGGACAACAAAGAAGCUACUACCCAUCAGGCAGCAAUGCACCUCAGCACAUAUGACGCCCUUCUCAAGGGAAGGGCCGAACUUCUCCAGAUUCUCGACGACUUUGCGUCGCCGAUAACCGGCUAUUAUCCCAGUGCUAUUGCCGAGCCUAGCAACGAGUAUACAGUCCAGCAUUGGCUACAGGUCGGUAUUGCUCAUGGGCUCGCCGAAGGUGUCGUUAUUUGUGACUUGUUCGGCAUCAUGCUUUGGCAGGACGACUCCCGUGCGAUUCCUGCACGGAAUCGGAUCUUGCGGUGGUGCAGGGAGAACCCAAGAAACCCCCGCGCUCUUCUCUAUACGUGCGCACAGGGGCUCAUGAUCACCAGAUUAUAUCCGUGCAAUCAUCCACAAGAAGCCUACAAUAUCUUCCACUGUGGGCUUAUUUGUUUCAUAUUGUCGACAUUACUGUUGGCAGAUUAUCAGGCGAAGGCUAUCAGCGAAAGUCCUGGUAGUCCAUUUCCUGUGUGCAAGCUUGACUGGCAAGGCGCUCCAGAUGGACCGGAAGUAAUCGCAAUUCGAGACUGGAUCGAGAAUGGCACGCCAUCACUGGUACGCAUGCAUGGAGUUCCGGAAGUAUUCUCUGAGCCGGGGCCGAGGCAAAUCUUACAGCAAACCGCGGAUGUGCUCAGCAAGGUGUCCGUUUGGGGCAUUAAGCACAUCCUUUUAAACGCCGUCCGGGGACUGUUGCACGAUUGA
Molecule: messenger RNA, 2097 nt
Organism: Fonsecaea multimorphosa CBS 102226
Lineage: Eukaryota; Fungi; Ascomycota; Eurotiomycetes; Chaetothyriales; Herpotrichiellaceae
Exons: 4
Coding region: 1-2097 (698 amino acids)
Biological process (GO): DNA-templated transcription; regulation of transcription by RNA polymerase II
Cellular component (GO): chromatin
Molecular function (GO): zinc ion binding; DNA-binding transcription factor activity, RNA polymerase II-specific; RNA polymerase II cis-regulatory region sequence-specific DNA binding
Source: RefSeq, a predicted model, not a curated record